This is a messenger RNA of Lycium ferocissimum, 677 nucleotides long. RefSeq names its product ubiquitin-conjugating enzyme E2 28. The record is from RefSeq and is a predicted model, not a curated record. Gene Ontology annotation, biological process: protein polyubiquitination. Gene Ontology annotation, cellular component: nucleus. The transcript has 5 exons. Gene Ontology annotation, molecular function: ubiquitin conjugating enzyme activity. The coding region runs from base 50 to 496 and encodes 148 amino acids. Lineage: Eukaryota; Viridiplantae; Streptophyta; Magnoliopsida; Solanales; Solanaceae.
CUCUAAAAAAAAAAAAAAAAAGAAGUGAGAAGUCUAUCUGAAAUUCGUUAUGGCUUCGAAGAGGAUCCAGAAGGAACUGAAGGACUUGCAGAAAGACCCACCUGCUUCUUGCAGUGCAGGUCCUGUUGGUGAGGAUAUGUUCCACUGGCAAGCAACCAUAAUGGGUCCAUCGGACAGCCCUUUUUCUGGGGGUGUUUUCCUUGUGUCUAUCCAUUUUCCCCCAGAUUAUCCAUUCAAGCCCCCAAAGGUCGCCUUCAAAACUAAGGUCUUCCACCCAAACAUCAACAGUAAUGGUAGUAUUUGUCUUGAUAUCCUAAAGGAACAAUGGAGCCCUGCCCUUACUGUAUCCAAGGUGCUGCUUUCCAUUUGCUCCUUGCUUACUGAUCCAAAUCCCGAUGAUCCUUUAGUGCCAGAGAUUGCUCACAUGUACAAGACUGACAAAGUGAAGUAUGAGAGUACUGCCAGAUCUUGGACCCAGAAAUAUGCAAUGGGUUGAAUAGAUUUGGUUUUACUUCCAUGAAUUUCGGACCUUUAUGAUGCUAUAGUAGUAAAUAAACUUAGGCAUGGUGCACAAUUCUCUGAUAUUGGUAUCUUUUGUUAUCUGGUAUUUUUUCCUUUGUGUUUGACUGGUUAAAUGUUUAUCAUUUGGUAAAAUCAGAUAUGUUUCUGUUGACAUA